Messenger RNA from Camellia sinensis, 1182 nucleotides. NCBI's taxonomy places the organism in Eukaryota, Viridiplantae, Streptophyta, Magnoliopsida, Ericales, Theaceae. The record is from RefSeq and is a predicted model, not a curated record.
AUGGCUUCUGCGAGAGAAGACGACGAUGAUUCGAAAAUUAGGGUUUCUGAGAGGGAGUUGUUGAAGGGCGUCGUUAAUUCGAUAUCUGAGGACCAAGAGUUCGUUGUGAAGCUCAAGAAUGGCGAUGAUGGUAGUGACAGCGAUGCAUACCGGCAUCCAGUCGUCGUCUCUUCAAGCCAAACCUUUGAGAGCAUGUGCGUACAAGUCUGCAGACACCUAGGUUUUGCUCAUCUACUUCCCGACGGCUCUAACCCCGAUUUCUCCACUGUCAUCCCCAAUUUGAAUCUCAAAUCGACGAUUCUCAACUGGUGCGACUCCUCCCGUACCGAAUGCCCUCAGUUACCAGAUUACAGCUUCGUCGAGACCACGGUUUGUGGGUUAAUGUCUUCUGCGAGAGAAGAUAACGAUGAUUCAAAAAUUAGGGUUUCUGAGAAGGAGUUGUUGAAGGGCGUCGCUGAGAAUCCACCUGUUUUGUUCUUGCACGCGGUGACUGAAUUGAAUCACCGAGCGAACCAUUUCUACUCGUCGAGUUCUGAGGAAUCGGUGAGCGCGAACGUUCAAUCGAAUCCUCUGCUUCUAUUCACGACUCGGCCGAUGUGUUUCUCGCCAUCGUCUACUUCGAAUUCAUCAGAGAUCGCUGCUGAUGAAACGCUAAACCCUAAUUCGAUCUCUGAGGACGAAGAGUUCGUUGUGAAGCUCAAGAGUCUGGACGUGUUUGAGCAAGAACAAGGUCUGAUAGCUCUGCGAAAGCUCACGAGGAUGAAGGAAGAAGCUAGGGUUUCGCUGUGUACGCCUCGAUUGCUCUCCGCCCUCCGACCAUUGCUGAUCUCGAGAUACGACGCCGUGCAGACCAACGCCACCGCCGCUCUCGUCAACCUCUCUCUCGAGAAAGCCAACAAGGUGAAGAUUGUACGUUCAGGAAUCGUCCUCCCAUUGAUCGACGUGUUGAAAGGCGGUUUCGCCGAGUCGCAGGAACACGCCGCCGGCGCGCUCUUCAGCUUGGCUGUGGAAGACGACAACAGGACAGCCAUCGGCGUGCUCGGCGCGCUGCAGCCGCUUCUGCACUCGCUGAGGUCAGAGAGCGAGCGGAGACGCCACGACUCGGCGCUGGCUCUGUACCACCUCUCGCUGGUUCAGAGCAACCGAGUCAAGCUCGUGAAACUCGGCGCCGUACAAUUGUGA